Messenger RNA from Owenia fusiformis, 4085 nucleotides. The record is from the annotation of a GenBank genome assembly. Lineage: Eukaryota; Metazoa; Annelida; Polychaeta; Sabellida; Oweniidae.
UGAAAUCUGGAGCCAGGAAUCAUUCUGUGGGAGCACUUCAAAUGAAGUCAGAUGGAUAAGACACUUGCAAACUUGUUGCUUUGACAUAACAGAGCUAACAACCCUGAGGCAGAAACAAAAAAACUUAAACAAACCAAAGAAAUAAAAAAUACAAAAAUAACAAAAUUGGAUGGAUUUAUACUUAAAGUUCAACAUGCAAAUAAUUAAGUAAUUUGCGAGUCUGUUGGUAUUGGUAGUGAGAACACAGAACUGACUAUUCUUGAACUUUGAGAACAUAUGGAACUCUAUUGAGCGUGUAAAACAUACAGCAGAAACAUUGUGGAGAUAUAUAUAGGACUUGGUGUUGUUUCACAGUUUGCUGAGAAAAACUGCCAUAAAGAUUGAAGUACCCUCUCUUAUAUAUUGAUAAACUAUCUCAUCCACUUGAGACGUUAUACAACCUUGUUGUAAAAUUAUGUGAAGUUACAGAAAAAUGAUAAUAGGUAUCUAUUAAAAGCAAUGUGAUAUCUAAGGACUAUUCAGAAUCAAAGCAGCCAUAUUAGUUGGAUUAAGAAAGUAUUCAGUAUUUCAUUGCUGAAAGUGAAAAAAAUAUAACAAAAAUAUAAUUAGUGAUAACUGGACACUGUUGAAGAACUAGCAAACAAAUAUAAAAAGUAAAAAAAAUUACUUUGCAAAAUUGGAUUCUCAGACAAAAAAUCAUGGAAUUAUUUUUGUCAUUGUGGACAGUAUGUUUUAUUCUUGUUGACUUGCUUUAUGUUACAUUCGGAUUUAAUGUAGAUCUCAGGCUCCCUGUUAUCCAUAAGGGACAACAACAGGGAAGUUAUUUUGGAUACUCUGUCGCUCAACAUAUCGAUCGUAAUAACAAUUGGUUAUUGGUGGGGGCGCCACUGACUCAAACAGGACAGGAGCAGAUAGUGAAAGGUGGCGCUGUACUCAGAUGUAAAGUCAAUCGUGCGAAUGACUGUCAACCAAUUCCUUUUGAUUUAAGAGGGAACAAUAUCCAAUGGAAUGGCAGAGAUUUCGUACAAAUGGAAGAUAAGUCAAACCAAUGGUUUGGCGCAACAGUCCAUAGCUCUGGAAGAGAUGGUAAAAUUGUGGCAUGCGCUCCACGCUAUGUUUAUUUCUCGCAGGACUUAAAUAGACGAGAGCCAGUUGGGACAUGUUAUACAUCGUCAAGUACCGUAACAGAAUUCAGGGAGUAUUCACCAUGUCGCAAUGAAUACUGGGGCUACCACAGACAAGGCUCUUGUCAAACUGGACUGUCUGCCGUCCUGACAUCAGAUGGAUCUCACCUUAUUAUGGGAGCUGUCGGAAGCCAUUAUUGGCAAGGACAAAUAUUUGCUCAGAGUCUUAACAGGGACGAUACUCUCACAGAGACACCAGAACGUGACGCAAGUGAAGAUGACACAUUGAUGGGUUACUCUAUCGCAACUGGUGAAUUUACUGGAAAUAACGCUGAGGAUUAUGUCACUGGGAUCCCAAAGGGGGGUCAACUUAAAGGACAAAUCGUAAUUUUUGAUGACGACCUUGAUCAACUUAGAAAUAUUACAGGUGAUCAAAUUGGAUCUUAUUUCGGCUCAUCGCUUGCUGCGAGUGAUUUCAACGGAGAUGGUUUUGACGAUUUUGCAGUCGGGGCUCCUUUUUAUACGGAGGAGUUCGGACAGAAGGAAGAAGUUGGACGUGUAUAUAUAUACUACCAAACCAAACGUAAUAAAUUCAAACCACAUAAGAGUGAUAUAUUGGUUGGAUUUGCCAGCAAAUCUCGAUUUGGCAUGUCACUGGCAGCUAUUGGUGAUAUUAACAAUGACAAGUUUAAAGAUUUAGCAAUUGGUGCGCCAUAUGGUGGGGAAGAUGGGAAUGGUGCCGUUUAUUUCUUUCAUGGCUCUAGUAAGGGCAUCCAGGAAAAACACUCCCAGGUUAUAUAUGCAGCAGAUGUUCACCCUAGCAUUAAGACAUUUGGUUGGUCUAUUGCAGGAGGUUAUGAUAUGGACAGUAAUUUCUAUCCUGAUGUCCUUGUAGGGGCAUAUGCCAGCGAUAAUGCAGUUUUGUUGAAAACACGUCCUAUAAUUCGCAUCACCACUGAAGUGACAAUUGUACCACAGAUAAUCAACCUGGAAAAUAAAAUGUGCACACUCGCCAGUGGAGAUCGUGUAACGUGCGUCUCCAUAACAACGUGUAUGACAUACACUGGACUUGGUGUACCUCAACAGAUAGAAUUAUAUGUUGAUUGGAAACUUGACCCUGAGAAGAAUGUGUCUCGUAGAGUAUAUUAUCUCAACAAGGAAAGACAAUACACAGAGAGUAAAACCAUUCGAUUAUUCAAAACAGUAAAAUGGUGUAAUACAACUAAUGUAUAUAUCAAAAAUAACAUUCGUGAUAAACUUUCGCCGAUUGAUGUUGAUGUAAACUAUAGGCUUAGAGAGGAUACUUUUGUACGUCGUAGAAAGUUCCUCAUUCCCAUACUUGAUAGCUAUAUCCCAACAACCACCAGGGGCUCUGCUCAAACUUUGAAGAAUUGUGGUGAAGAUAAUGUUUGCAUCCCUGAUCUUAUUGUGACUGCUGAGGGUAUAACUAAAGAACAUAUCCAUGGAAAUACUAACCCUGUAGAUCUUCGCGUGGCAGUUAAGAACAUAGGUGAAGAUGCAUUUGAAGCACAAUUGACAUUACAUCUACCACAUGGGACCAAAUAUACCAGAAUAUUCGAUGUGUCAUCCUUAGUGUCUGUGAGUUGUACAUCAGUUGAGCUUGAGGAAGGAAACUUUGUUGUAUGUGACAUAGGCAAUCCUUUACCUGGAUACCAAAAUGUUGCAUUCACAAUCAGUGUAUCUCCGAGCCAAAUUAAUAGCACUGUUGAACGCUUGAGGUUCCUCUUACAGGCAAAUAGUUCUAAUGUUGAGAAUCAGACUCUAGUGAAUGAUAACUAUGCUCUUGCUGAUAUUCCCGUCACAGCAAGUGCAAGGAUACAACUGACUGGAGUAUCAAAGCCUGAACAAUUAAUCUAUAACACAUCUCAGAUAACACACAUCCAGCCAACAAUUGACACGCACAUUGGACCCCAGCUUAUUCAUCUAUUUGAAGUACGUAAUUUUGGACCAAGUACGAUCGCAUCAACCCAAGUUGAGAUUCUUUGGCCUAGUCAGUUUGAGACUGGUGGCCAUUUAUUUUAUCUCACGGAAAUACCGCAGAUUAUCAUUGGAAAUGGAGAAUGUACCACCGAUGUUGUAAAUCCGGCAAAUGUCUCUGUGACAAUUUCUGGUGAAGAUGAGGUCUCUGCACUUUUGAAAGCUAAACUCGAGAGUUCCAGACAACGGAGAGCAGUUGGGGAUGACUUGGCGCAUCGUUUAAGAUGUACAUCUAAGUGGUGUUCAAUUAUCAUGUGCAGAAUUCGCAGUAUGGAAAAAGGAGAAAAUGCGCUUAUUCAAGUCCGCAGUAGACUGUGGUUGAAUUCAUUUAAUACAAAGGAGCGACAACAGAGUGUGGUUAUAUCAUCUGAGGCAUUAGCGCAGGUUAUGAGAAUGCCAUAUAAGGUAAAACCAACAGAAUAUUCCCUAGAUACCACCCAAGUCUCGACAUAUGUCGGGGCAUCUGAUGUGAAACCUCAGUCUAAAUCAAUCGCAAUUUGGAUAAUUAUCGUUGCUGCUAUAGCAGGACUUCUUCUGCUUAUCCUACUCGUUAUUUGCUUCUGGAAAUGUGGCUUCUUCAAGAGACGAAAACAUGAAGACCAGGAUGAGAUGAUUCCUGAGAAGGAAAAAAUGAACCCUAAUCAAGAAAUCAGUGCGGGUCAAAAUGGUAAAAAUGGACAUGACGCUGGGUAUAGAUUGCAUUAUUACGGAAAUGUGCAUGAUGAUGAACUAUAGCAUUGUAAAUUAGGGGAAUAUCAUCUUACAUUCAGUAUUUCGUAUAUAUAAAAUGGGUCCAUAGACUAGACUGGGGUAGAAAGAAUGAAAAUAGAUCAGUCUAUCUUAAUGUUUGUCAUUAGGGGGACAGAAGGCGAUUAACUUUAAAUUAGUUAUGUUUAAGUGAUUGUAGUUCUGAUCAGCAUUCUUCGAAUGAAAGGGGAAUCAUGAUAAUAAGGGCCAAGGGCU